Messenger RNA from Closterium sp. Naga37s-1, 1725 nucleotides. NCBI's taxonomy places the organism in Eukaryota, Viridiplantae, Streptophyta, Zygnematophyceae, Desmidiales, Closteriaceae. The record is from the annotation of a GenBank genome assembly.
AUGGCGGCCACUGCGGCACGUCCAAAGCGUGUGUCACGAAAAGCCAGACAGGAGCGUGCGGUCUCCCGGUCGGAGCUGCAGGAUGCCAUGUCGAAAUUGGAUGAGGAAUUAGCGAGGUGCAGGGCCGAGGUAGUGGUGAAGGUGUUGGAGGCCGUGUUGAACAGCGUAACGUCAGGCCAUGUGCGGGACAAUAUAUUCGGGAUGACAUGGCAGGCUCUUGCGGAAGCCUGGCUGGAUAUGGGUGACUAUCUGAAACGUCGCGUAAAUGAAGCGAUGACGACGGGGGAAGGCAACAACUCGGCCCUCCUGCCUACGAUCGCAGCCGUCCUUCCACCGCUUACCAAUCCUCCUCCUCCUCCUCCUCCAGGGUCCCAGGGCGACGAGAAGAGUGGGCCGUGCACGGGGGCCAACAAAGACGCUCCGGAAGAGGUAGAGCCGCCCGCGGAAGGCCAACGCGCGAACGACCCGGGGACGGUGCGGGCGGAGGGGGCGGUGCAGGCGGAGGGGGCGGUGCAGGCGGAGGGGGCGGUGCGGGCGGAGGGGUUGGCUGCCAGCCGCCCUCGUCCACAGAACAUCCCUGCCGAGCACGCCGAUCCCAAUUCCGCGCUGUCCCCAGCUGCCGCGUCCCCAGCGGGAAGGGCAUGUUACCCGAAGCGGCGGGCAUCUGCAAGCGAAGCGAUCGCAUCAACGGACUGCAAGCGCCCACGGGCCGACGGGGAGUUGCCGAAAGCGUCCGUGACUUUGAACGGAGCGCAGCAGCUGCAACGCGAACGGAGCGCGCAGGUUGACGCAACACGGGACGUGCGCGGGAUCGAAGGCCCCGGCGCGGAAGCAGGGGUCGGCGGAGGCGGCGGAGCAGUAAGGCACGCAGAGAACAAGGGUGCGGCUGACGAGGGUCCUCGCCGGGCCGACGAGAAGGGCAGGCUGCGCACGGUGGUCGACAAACAGGUGGUCACCGAGGUGGACACGGCGAGUGGUCAACGCGCAAACAACGCUGGGACGGCGCGAGCGGGUGGAGCAGAGGAACGUGCUGUCGACAGGGACUUGCAGAUCAAGUCGAGCACCAAGGCCGCGUGGGAACCAGAGUGGAAACAAGCGCGCCACAUCCCUCCCGGCCUGUGGGCGGUCACGCACGGCCACGCGCUCACGCACACUGUGCGUAGGUACCGCAUGAUUUUGAAGCUUCUCAAUGGUUCGAAGGGCGACGAGGAGAGCAGGGUGCUGGCCAUCUGCACGGCCAUUGGGACUGUCGCCGCCGCAGUCGAGAAACGAGGCGCAGCCACCGACAUUUACGCAUCCGCGCUGGCGGCAUCAUGCGCGGCGGUGUGGAGCAUCUGGCGUGGAGACGCCGGCUCCGCAGAGCCGCGCGCUGUUGCCGCGGCCGGGGUCGUCGGUGCAGCGCGUGGGUGGGAGGUGCUCUGCGGGCUGGUGAUUAGCUGGGUCUUGACCACUUUGGGUGACGGAUCUAGCAAGCUCGGCGGGGCGACCGAGUCGAAUCCGGAUGGGCACGGUGCGUGGGUGAUCGAGCAAGCGCUGGGCGGCGUAGGCGUGGCGACAAACCAGGAUUCCAAGGUGGUGGCGGAAGAGAUGAUCGACAUGCUCGGCCUGUGGUCGGCUUGCCCUGUCGCUGCAGGUCCUUUGAGGGAGCUCGACUUCUACAUGCCCCUGACUGCAGAGUUGAAACGCGAGCGCGAAUUGCGGAUGAGAGUUCCAGGACUCGAAUGA